This is a messenger RNA of Eriocheir sinensis (Chinese mitten crab), 2152 nucleotides long. RefSeq names its product solute carrier family 49 member 4 homolog. NCBI's taxonomy places the organism in Eukaryota, Metazoa, Arthropoda, Malacostraca, Decapoda, Varunidae. The transcript is spliced from 11 exons. The record is from RefSeq and is a predicted model, not a curated record. Bases 140 to 1738 code for a protein of 532 amino acids. Gene Ontology annotation, cellular component: intracellular membrane-bounded organelle; membrane. Gene Ontology annotation, molecular function: transmembrane transporter activity. Gene Ontology annotation, biological process: transmembrane transport.
UGUGUGUGUGUGUGUGUGUGUUAAUUCUGUCUUUUUAAAUUAUUGCAUCAUCACAUGUUUGUAUUGAUGUUUGUCUGUUUGUUUUCUGGCAGGUGAGGUGAGGAGGUGAACCUGAUUAACACCCAACACACCUGUGAAUAUGAACAAUGCAGAACGCACACCCUUGCUGGAGGGGUACAAGGAGGUGCCCCCCUCAUCCACCACCACACCUGCCGACCCGCCCACACCCUCGCUGCAGGACACAGCCACAUCAGCACCACUCCACUCCACACCUACAGAGGACAAGGUGGAUGGCGUCUUAUUCGGCAAUAGUCCACACCUGGCUGUAAGGGGCAACACACCUGACCAGGGGAUGGGGUGGGUGACGCCUCCCCCUCUGUACGGGGCGGAAGACCCCUUUGCCCCGCCGCAAGAAGCCGCCACGAAGGUGUACACACGCAGGUUCUGGAUCCUUGGCUGCUUCUCCUUCUUGGCCAUGUUCCAGUGCCUGAUGUGGAAUACAUGGGGCCCGCUCAGUGCCAGCAUGGACGCGGCAUAUCCCGGAUGGGGCAGCGGGACCGUGGCCAUGAUGGGGAACUGGGGCACCAUCACCUUUGUGGUCUUCGUGGCUCCCAUGUGCUGGGUGAUGAGCGCCCGUGGGCUGCGUAUGGGUGUGCUGGUGUGCUGCUCUCUCAUCGCAGCCGGUGUGGUGCUCAGGGCGCUGCCGCUGCUGGUGUCUGACAAUGCCACCUUCUUUACUGUGAUGUGCCAUGUGUGUGCCAUCCUGGUGGGCACGGCUGGCACCCUCGUCAUGGCAGCACCCCCCAUGAUCGCUGCUGUAUGGUUCCCCCCCAAAGAACGCACCACUGCCACAGCCUUCGCCCAGAUGUGCAAUGCCCUGGGCAACACCGGCAGUUACCUGGAGCCGCUGCUUGUGCAGGACCCGUCGUCGCCUCACCCGGGCCCUGAGGAGGUGCAGGAGAUUCAGGCAGACAUCAAGAGGCUCAUGUAUAUCUGGGCGGGUGUGGGUGUGGCGCUGAUCACAACGGUGUUCCUGUACUUCCCUGCCAAGCCGCCCAUGCCCCCUUCCCUCACAUCUCACGUGGAGAGGCUGGACUUCAGGGCGGGCGUGAAGAUCAUGGCCAGGAACUGGGAGCUCCUGCUGGUGACCCUGGCCUACAGCCUGUGUCUUGGGGUGCCAUCAUCCUGGGCCAGCGUCCUCAACUUCUCCUUGUAUGAGCUGGGCAUGACACAGAGUGAUGCCAUGUGGGUGGGAUUGGCCUCCACCUUUGCAUCUGGUCUGCUGGCGCUGGUGGUUGGGCGGAUGACGGACUUGGUGUACGGUUACAUCAAGCUGACAAUCCUCGUCUUCUUGGCCAUCAACCUCGCCCUCUUCUACUGGUUCUUCCUCCUCACGUGGGGCUCCAUCCCCGUCACUACCUGGCAGAUCUACAUGACGGUGGUGGGGGGGGUGGCCUUCAACUUUGGCACCUCCCCGCUGUUCUUUGAGCUGGCCGUGGAGAGUGCCUACCCCUGCUCGGAGGUGAUGGUGGGCGGCAUCAUGACCGCUAUGAAUAACUUUGUCGGACUCUGCUUCCUCUUCCUCUUCUUCAUCCCCUUUGAGAGCUACCAGUGGGUGACGUAUGUGCUGUUAGCCACCCUGGGAUUGUGUCUCGUUCCGUUCACGUUCGUCAAGGAGAACUACUCUCGCUCAAACAUUGACCGCGGGGAGCAUGCGUCUGCCUAUCAGCCCAUCUGACUAGCGGCCCCCCCACAGCAGCAUGACCUGACCCUGGCCACCACGACCUUGUUUGUUGUGGCGCUGCUGAUGCUGGUGCUGCCCUACAAGUGGUUGCUCGUCUCCCUGGCGGCGGUGUGUCUGGGUUGUGGCGCUCGUUGCCUCGUCAGUGAGUCCUUAGCUGUGUCGGUUGUUUAUUAUUGUUCUUGGUUGUGGUGCGGCCGCCGGUGGUUCUGUGCGUGCGUGUGUCUGUUUGUGUUUUUGUCCCUGUGUUUGUUUGUAGGCACGGGACCCAUUUAUUGAUUCCUUGCUGUAUUUUAAUUUUCUUAACCUAUUUAUUUAUCUCCUUACUCCUCCAUUCCUUGACCUGUCUGUCUGGGGCUGUGGCACUCUGCUCCCAUCAGAUAUUUUCCUUGAAGGGUGACCUUGGCAUUA